AUGAUCGCGGGCCAAGUCCGAUAUUGUAACCCGAGUGCUUGGCGUGAAAACAAGAAUCCGGCAAAAGUACCAAUACCCAGGAAGAGUAUAAAGAUACCCGUCAGCGAAGUUUACUGCCCGGUAGUUCGCGGAAUCAUGGCCCGAACCAUCAGAACGAUGUUUGCGAAGACCGCCGCCAGUCUCCUUGUCGGCCUCGUCGGCCCGGUGCUGGGCCAGCUGGACGCCCUGCCGUCGGGCUUCAACCCGGACCGAUGGGCCUGGGUCUCCAACGAGGAUCCGCUCCUCGCCGUGAUACCGGGCCGCUUCAAUCGCUCCGUGUGGGAGGCACCAUCUGCCGCCGAAGUGUCCGACCCCAGGGUGGCCGCCAUCAACGAGCACAUCAACAAGACCAGCUUUGUCGCCUACGACGAACGCUUCUUCGACAUCAUCGGACUAGGCGCCACUGUCGAGCAGCUGCAGGUCCUCCCAUUUCAAGUACACGAGGCCUCUUGCUAUAUACCCGAGCAGUCGCUACUAUUUUUCGUGGAAUGGGGUCCUCCUGGAGGCCAGAACGGCACGCACGACUGGCAGUAUGUUUUGGACGUUCGGACCAACAACCUGACCAAGAUUCGGACGGACCCGCCAACUUACAAUGUCCACGGCUGCGUGUACCAGAACGGCAAGCUGCACGUCGUCACGGACGGGGGCCCGAACGAGACGGCAUACCUGGCGACCAUCGACCCGAAGACGUGGGAGCGCAAGACCGUUCUGAACAACUUCUACGAGCGGCCUUUCAUGAGCUUCAACGAUCUCGAGCUGGACCGUGAGGGGAACUAUUAUCUGUCUGACUCCAGAUCAGGCUGGGGCCGAGAUCUGAACCCCUACUCCAUGCCCACGCUGCCCACGGUCUAUUUCGUCAACGGCACCACCCUCCGGGCCAAGGAGCUGGCGUACCUUCAGGGCAACGCCAACGGCAUAUCGCUGUCGCCCGACGGCGGGACGCUCUACCUGGCGGACACGGGCGCCUCCGAGACCAAACCGUCGCGGCGGAACAACCUGGGCCCGCGCGACCUCUGGGCGUGGGACUUCGCCGUUUCCUCGUCGGGGAGGCGUCUGCCGCUGCUCGGGAAUCGGAGGCUGCUGAGCCGCGCGAUGCAGUACUUCUACGACGGCGUGCGCGUGAGCCGCGGCGGCUGGGUCUUCGGGGCCGGCGGCGAGGUGGUGGACGUCCUAGACCCGGAGUCCGGGUGGACGCUCGGCUCGAUCCGCGUCGGCGGGGGCGGCAACGAUCCCGUGAAUCUGGCGUUUGGGGAGAACGAGACGUGGAUCGUGGGCAAAGGGGGUGUCUGGCAUGUCAAGAACAUACGUGAGAGGCUCGAUAAAGCUGUCUAG
Molecule: messenger RNA, 1371 nt
Organism: Colletotrichum destructivum
Lineage: Eukaryota; Fungi; Ascomycota; Sordariomycetes; Glomerellales; Glomerellaceae
Product: Putative six-bladed beta-propeller, TolB, SMP-30/Gluconolactonase/LRE-like region
Exons: 3
Coding region: 1-1371 (456 amino acids)
Source: RefSeq, a predicted model, not a curated record